Morus notabilis is the source of this 404-nucleotide messenger RNA. RefSeq lists its product as uncharacterized. Lineage: Eukaryota; Viridiplantae; Streptophyta; Magnoliopsida; Rosales; Moraceae. Bases 60 to 404 code for a protein of 114 amino acids. The record is from RefSeq and is a predicted model, not a curated record. The transcript has 3 exons.
ACUAUUCUCGAUUUACGUGUGUUUUUUGUGAGAGAAAACACUGUAGCGAGCUACGAACCAUGAUCCGAAUUAUGGCUACUUCAAAUGGAAAGAAAUCAAGACCUGCUAUUUCAAAUCCCCAAAAGACUCCUCAAGCAUCAAGAAAUAAAUCUAUAAACACCUCUGGAUCUCACUCGGUAGCACAACCGAAGAAUUCAAAACAAAAAGAGAGUAUGAAUAGUACUAUUGAGAUGCUUAAAUCCUUAAAAGUGGUGUACAAGUAUGCUACUGAUUAUAUGACAAUAGCACAGACUUUUGAGAUCCCAAUGCCUGCCGAUAUCCUAGGUCAUGAGCAUAAUCAAAUUAUUUUGCAAGAGGACAUUAUUCAAUUUGGUGCAAUGGUACCUUUUGUCAAGAUUGUGUGA